Amphibalanus amphitrite is the source of this 3781-nucleotide messenger RNA. RefSeq lists its product as uncharacterized. NCBI's taxonomy places the organism in Eukaryota, Metazoa, Arthropoda, Thecostraca, Balanomorpha, Balanidae. The record is from RefSeq and is a predicted model, not a curated record. Gene Ontology annotation, molecular function: protein-L-isoaspartate (D-aspartate) O-methyltransferase activity. Gene Ontology annotation, biological process: protein modification process. Bases 248 to 2182 code for a protein of 644 amino acids. The transcript has 8 exons. Gene Ontology annotation, cellular component: cytoplasm.
CCACGUCCACCUCGCCCUGGGGCUCGAGUGAAUCGAGAAAAUAUAAACCAAUGAACCAAAACUCCAAAACCCUCAGUAACGCGCGAGAGAUCGCAGCUAAACUCGAGAGCUCCUUCCCCUCCGACGUCCCGCACACGUCGGGGGCUGUUGCUGGAAUAAAGUUGGGUGUGCACUCUGCAGUCUGCACAGUCAAGUGACAGCAUUGCCUGAGCAGAUACUGCCCGAGAGGAAGACCAACUGAACCAGGAUGGGGAGCACGGUCAGCACGGGCGAGGACAACGAUGACCUGGUGGACAACCUGGUGGAACGGGACUGCAUCACCACUGGUGGUGUGGAACAUGUGUUCCGAGCAGUCGACCGUGGCAACUACUUCACAGAGGAGUGCAGGGACAGUGCUUACAAGGACACAGCCUGGCGGAGCGACAAUUUGCACCUGUCGGCGCCGUGCAUAUACUCGUCCGUGAUGGAGAACCUGAGUCUGCAGCCGGGCCACAGCUUCCUCAACAUCGGCUCCGGCACUGGCUACGUCAGCACCAUGGUCGGACUCAUUAUCGAGAGCACGGGCGUCAACCAUGGGGUGGAGCUCUACCAAGAGGUGAUUGACUACGCCCAGGAACGGCUGGCAGAGUUCAUCGCCUCGUCGCCGGCCGUGGAUCAGUACGACUUCUGUCCGCCUCAGUUUGUGUGCGGUAACGGCCUGCUGAUCGGGCCCGGUCAGCAGUACGACCGUGUCUACUGCGGGGCGCGCUGUCCGCUGUCGGAACUGGCCUGCCUCAAACAGCUGCUCAAGGUGGGCGGGGUGCUGGUGGUACCGGUCAACGAUUACCUGAAGCGAAUCGAGCGACUCGGGGAGAACGAAUGGGACGUGCAGGACAAGCUGUCCGUCUCCUUCGCCGGGCUGAUUGAGCCCAAUGUCAGCGGUCACAGCGGCCCGCUCAGCAUGCCGCCGCGGGUGCCGGCCCCGCUGCAGCAGCUGUGUCGCACGGCCAUCCGCCGUCUGCUGCGCACUCAGCUGCUGGCCGACCAGCCGCCGCCAGCGGCCACAGCGCGCGCCCAGCGCCGGCGCCGGCCCACCAGCGGCCGCGCGGAGGAGGAGCGGCGCAUCCGACGGUUCGUGCUGCCGCUGGUGGGCGCCUCGGUCGCCGAGAUUCGCAGCUCCGACGGGGAAGGGGAGGAGGAGGAGCGGCGCACCGGGCGUGACCGACGCGACUCGGGACACUCAGAGGAGGCGUUCAUGGAGCCGACCGGCGCGUCCGAGGAUGAUUCGGACGAUGAGGAGCAGGAACGGGAUGGGCAGCUCCAGGAGCGGCAGGAUCGCCGACAGGAGCGGCUAGAUCGCCUGCAGAAGCGCGCUGCGGACACAGCCAACUCCCAGCAGAAUGAGCAGCAGGAGACGGCCAACCCCCAGCAGGAGCAGGAUGCGGUCCCUGGUAACUCCCAGGAGCAGAAGGAGAAUAUCCCGGCUGCCUCACAAGAGUCUGCCUCUUCGAACUCUGGGCAGCAGAAGCAGACGGAGACGGAGACAGAGACAGGAGACCAGGGAGCGUCUCCCCCAGAAGCAGGAGACAAUGCCGUGUCGACGCCGGAGGCCUCUCAGUCUCGCGCCUCCCUGAAACGCUCCAAUGAUGAGAGUGCUGCCGGCACAGAGGGUGGGCCGACCGCCGGCGCCGGGCCCUGUGAGACUCAGAAGCGCGGUCGGUGCGACCACCUGGACAGUGGCCUGGGCGACUCCCCGCCGCUGCCGCCGCGCGACCACUCGGAACCCGAGAACGGCGUGGCUGCCUCCUCCUCCGACGACGGUGACGAUGACGGUGAUGAUGACGGUGAUGACGGUGACGUCAGUGACCGGGAGCGUCCUCGACGGAGACCGGCGCGGUUCAUAUACGGUCACGUGCCUCCCAUGUGGCGACACUCUGCCCAGUCGCGUGCCGAGUUCGCCAACGAAAUCAGCCGGUUUCUGGUGGGUUACUCGGAUGAUGACGACCGGGACGAGCCGGAGCUGGACGGAGACGAGCCGCACCGCGGCCGCUGUCCCAUGAGCAGCCGCCGCCGGGCACGGCCCUCGCGACACGCGACUGUCGAGGCCAGUCAGCGCCUGGCAGACCGGAUGAGGGAGCGUAUCGUGCGUCUCCCUCUGCCGCUCCCGCUGCGCCAGUACGUGAAUCUGGACCGGCCGCUGUGAGGGAACCGGACGGUGCUCGACGGAGAAAUGUCUGAACUGUGAUAUAUGAGAGUGUAGACAGUCGGGGGACUUCGGCUGGAUGCCGGGCGGAGUGCCGAUCGAACUGCGUUCAGGUCUGGGUCGGUAAGUGUCCUGAAUCGUCGGCUAUGGUGAUUGAGAGAGAUUGUUGGUCGAAUGGAUGUUAAUUGUACACAGAGGAUAAAGAAGUACCUACCUGCUAACAUACGUAACUUUAUUGCAAUUUUCUGAAGCUAAUGCGACCAACCCAAAAUAGUGCUAGAUUGGGAUAACUUAGUGCAUGACCAUCUCUUCUCCCAUGACAGCCUGGUAGACGCAUUGGUUUCAACUUUCAAGCGUUGUGUGUACAUCAGCGUUUUCUUACCUUUUGUAUCAGUCGCACAGUUAAACAAUCCAAACGUUAUGCAGUCUCGAAAUAUUAUUGAUUUGAGCAUGCUAGUGAUGGUUCAUGGUUGCUUACUCACCAGAAAAUGAUGUCGGCGACAGGAGUGAUACCAUGCGGGGAUGUCACUUAUUGAGAGUUACUUCGUGAUUUAUUCAUAACCAUGUGGGCUGUGGUAGAUGCUUGCGUACUGGCCCCCUUUUUCAGCAAUGUUUGCGCGUGAGUUGUGUGUUUGACCGCGACAGAAAGGCGUUAUUUUCGUUCAAUAGGCACUGCUUCGUUUCGAAGGAAACUCUCGUCAGGGCUGAAAGUGGAUACUGCGCAGAAUGUUCUCGCUCGAUGCUGAUUGGCUGUUGGGCGCCUUGUCUGGUUCGCGAUUGGUGUAUAUUUGGUUGCGAGACCUAUGAUUGGCAGACUGGUUCACGGUGGUUCUCUGAGUGCCCCUAAAACGGCCCUCUGUGGCGGCGUCAGCACCGCUCGAGGUCAGCGUCCCUCAGCGCCGAGCGUUUGUCUCAGAUAUUAUGUGGGUGCUUUCGGAUCUGAUAGAUUUCGUAGCUCUCUCGCGGCUUAUCAGCUGCAACUGUGUAUCAUCUGCAACUGCUACUUUAGGUAAGUCUGGUAAUGCUGAUUAGACUGAUAACAUAUGUAUCUAUCCCUGGUUUGUUUUAUUGUAUAUGAAAUAUUGGUACCGACUGAAAACCCAGAUGUCACUGAUAUCCACUUAACACCUCUUGCCACCAGCCAGGCUACUCAUAGUUGAGUCAUUUUGAGGCGGGCUGUUUUCAGACUAUGUGAUGGCACUUGAUUCGCUCUGAUAACCUGGCUAAGUCUUAACGUUAUGUGAUGGUAAUCGCCCGGUGUUCGAUAUGUCGUUUGUUGCAGCACCUAUUGCACGGCUUUGUCUAUUGCAGGCACGGCUUUGAUUGGUUGUGGGCCGUCGAGGUGUCCAUUCGAGCUGCGGUGCGCGGUGCGGGCCUCCGUCGCCUUUUUUGUGUGAUAACGGACCUCGGCAAUGUUCUGUGUGGUUCAGACUCGCCCUGAACCGUGUCAAGGGUGUCUGAGGGGCAGUGGCGAUCGCCUCGUUCGAGUUGAACGGGCGGGCUCGGGUGUGUAGACGUUUGCAGUCGCGUGUUGCGGACGGCGCAGCCGUGCAGUGUUGUAUAGAUAUACAUAUAAAAUAAUAAACCUGAUCAGACCUA